Diospyros lotus (date-plum) is the source of this 1505-nucleotide messenger RNA. RefSeq lists its product as uncharacterized. The coding region runs from base 16 to 1002 and encodes 328 amino acids. Lineage: Eukaryota; Viridiplantae; Streptophyta; Magnoliopsida; Ericales; Ebenaceae. The record is from RefSeq and is a predicted model, not a curated record. The transcript is spliced from 8 exons.
GGAUUAAUUAAAAUAAUGCCGCAUAAAAAUUUACUCAGGCACUGCCGGACGACGGCGUUUCGACACACACACGCACGCACGCACGCGCUCUCUCUCUCUCUCUCCCCCGGCACCCCCUUCUCGAAAGCCUUCCAGUUCCAGUUCUCUUUCUACUGGAACGACGAUCGCUUUCCACAGACAUCUUCGAUCAGCAUAUUCAUCGUUCGAUCAAUGGAAUCGAAGGAUGAUAAUGUAGAAAUCGACUGUUUGGAGAGGGGUUUGCUGUUGGGGGACGGUUCGCACCUCGAUUUCGACGAACGGUCUGAGGACGAGGACGCUGUUCUUUUCGAGGCAUCUUUUCAGGAUGCGGAAGAGAAUUUCGUCAAGUAUCAGACGGCGCAAUGGGUGCUUUACUCUCUGCUCUUGAUUUUGGCUUGGGGGAUUGGUUUGUUCAUGCUGGUUUAUCUACCCGUUCGGAGAUAUAUAUUGCGGAAAGACAUUAGAUCAAGGAAACUCUAUCUCACUCCGAAUGCCAUUGUAUAUAAAGUUGUGAGACCAGUUUCAUUUCCCUAUUUUGGGGUUUUGAAGAAAGAGAAACAUGUUCUAUUGGCUUCAGUCGCUGAUGUUGUGAUUGAACAAGGAUAUAUGCAGUCCCAUUUUGGUGCAUACUCAAUCAGGAUUGAAAGUGUUGGUGUACGACGGCCCCCAAGUGAUGAUGUUCAAAUCCAAGGUGUUGUGAAUCCUCAAGCUUUCAGGAAGGCUGUUUUAACACAGCUCGUAAAUAUGAGAAAUGAAGCUUUCUCUAGGCAAGUUUCCACAAUUGAAGAUGUUCCAAGUUUGAGGAUAGGCAGCCAUUCAUCAGCUGCUUGGGUAUCUCCAUCAAGAUCUCUGCGGUAUGAUUCUUUUCUGCAUUCAGGGGAACAGAUACUAUUACAAAAACUAGAGGAGGUUGGCAAUUCUGUGAAGAGAGUACAAACUUUAAUUGAGGAGCAACAUCUGCAAACAUCAGAACAUGUAGAUUAAGGAUGUGCCACGAGGGAGAGAGUGAAAAAGCUAUUUUCUCUGGGAACUGGGAACCCGGUAACAUUUGGAACUUCUGUCUGAGUCACCAUUACCCAAGCAAGAAUGAUGAAUUUUGAACAUGCAUGGAUUCUCCAUCGUUUUCGAGUUGACUUUGUUGUUACUCGAGUCAUACAUAACAGGAUUGCUGCCAAGAGUCCCCUGCUGCCACCCCGAAACCCAAAAAAGAAUAGAGGUUUAUUGGUGAAGUCAACUCAAUUAGUUUAGUUGUGUUAUAUAUGUUAUAAAUGAUGAUAUUUUAAUAUUCAAAUGUAAUAUGUGUGUCUUUUCUUUUCUUUUAUAAAUUUCUUUCUCAUAAUUCUUAGGUAUCACGAUUUCACAGUUCUUUUCUCUCCCCCCGGUUGAUAACUGUUCCCAUAGGAAUUACUAGUCUAUACUUAACUUGAAUUUCCAGCUCUGUGGGUACAUUUUCUUAUAGUUCGUAUUAUUAUUUGCUUAUUUGUAUA